Molecule: messenger RNA, 1980 nt
Organism: Paramecium pentaurelia
Lineage: Eukaryota; Ciliophora; Oligohymenophorea; Peniculida; Parameciidae
Source: the annotation of a GenBank genome assembly
AUGUAUUCAAAGAACUUAAUUGAUUCUGAUUUUCAAUCUAAUGUUAUAAAUUAAGAAUUGAAACCAUUUGUAUAGAAAAUCUAAGAUAGAUAAAAAAGAAUAUAUGAGUUAUCAAAACAACUAGAAGAAAAUAUUUAGAAAUCAUUAUCAAUAAAUUCCAUUAUUUUUGAAAGAGAAUUGAGAAAUAAACAAAAAGAAAUGAGAAAAAUUAAAUUGGAAAAUGAAAAAAGAGUGACUAAAAUUAAAAAAGAAUAUGAUCUUAGUGAAAAUUCAAACCUAUCAAAACUAUUACAAAAAUAAUAAGAAUAUAUUUCAAAUUAUGAAUAAUUAUAUUAAGAAGAGAUUCAUUUUAUUAAAUUUAUAGAUUAAUAAACUAAAAAUAGUAGUUACUAUACAGUUAUACAUUCUAUAUUAAAUGAUAGUUUAAUAUUUUCUGGAUAAAAAUUAGAUAAUUCAAGUGUUUUAGAAUAUUUAACAGGAUAGAAUAAACAUAAAAUUCCAAAUUUUCAUAGUUCUAUUAAAUAAAUCAUUUAAUAAUUAUAAAAUAUUGAAGAAAAUUUAUAGGUAAUACUUAAUUCUAAUAAUCAUGAUUCUCAAUUAUUGUUACUAUAAUAAUCAUUAUCAAAUUUUAUUAAUAUUCUUAAAACUACUUAAACUCAAAUAGAUGAACUAUUAUUGGAAAUGGAAUUAAUCUAAAAAGAAAUAUAAGAUUCAGAUAAAAUUAGAAAAAAUAAUAUUAUAUUAAUAUAAUCAAUAAUUAAAGAAAAUUAAGAUUAAAAAGAAUUAGAAAUUUAAGAAUAUAUCAAAAUGAAUGAUAAUUUGAUAAAGCAACUUUUCUCUUCUAUUGAAAUAAAUAGAAAGUAUUCAAUAUUUUAAUAAUAAUCAAAUGAAGAUCUCUAAAAAUUAUCUUAAUUAUCAGAAAUUCAAUUAUAAAAUAAAUUCUAAGUAGAAAAUAAAAAAUAAAAUAAAUAAGGCUUUGUUUAAUUAAAAAAAGUGCCAACCGUACUUUUAUCAAGAACAAGAAUUUACUCUGAUCAUAAAAAAGAUCUCAAUGAUAUAUUAAAUUUAUCAAAUGAUUAAUCUUUAGAGAUGGCAGGUAGAAGAGAUAUAAUGGCAAAAGAGUCAUCAUUUCUUUAUUAAUCUUAAUAAACUAUAAAUACUGAAAAAGUAAUAGUUAAUUCAGUUUUAUCAAAAUAAUUUUCACAGAUUUAUACAUAAAGUCCGAAUAGUACAAAAUAUAUUGAAAAGAAGUCUCAUUAUAUUCCUCAUAAUACUACUUAUAAAACUAUUGCACAUUCUGAUAAAAAAACAGCAUUACCUUUGAAAUGUGCUUGUCCUCCAUAAUGUUUAUGUUCUGCAUAAACUAUUAUGUAGAUUCAUCAAUGUAAUUGUUAACUUUAUAUCAAUUCAAGAGGUUAUAUUAUGUGUUAAUAAUGUUAAUUUUCAUAAUAAAUUUAAGAUUAUGGAUUCUAUUGUCCUUAAAAUAGGUAGAAAAAUAAAUUUAAAAAUUAUUAAGAUUUUUUUAUUUCAUUUUGGUCACAUCUUACAACUUUAACAGUUAAUGAACAAAUUGUUGAAUUUUGGGAAAAUUUAUAAGUAAAUUGUUAACAAUAAUGGAUUUAAUAUAAAUAAAUAGAUUUUAAUGAUUUAACAGAUGAAGUCAGUUUUAUGAAUUUUAUUGCAUAUUGUCCUUUAAAUAGUAAAUGCUAUCACAAAACUAGUUAACAAUAAAUUCAUUUUUGUUAAAGUCCAUUAAUUAUUAGUUCAUUAGGAGAAUUAGUUUGUAAGAAAUGUAAUUUUUUUGGAAGUCUUUAAUUUCAUUUUAUAUAAUGUCCAGAAUAAAAGGAAUUCUAUUUUUAUCAGAAUGUAGAUUUAUUUCUCAAUUCAAUUGAUCUAAAUCAUUCAAACUUUGAAUCUGAAAAACAAAAUUAAGAAUUUUUGUAAAAACUAAGAAAAAAUUUAAUAAAGAAAUGGAAAUGA